GGAUAUCCCGUGACAACAACGCUAAGCCGUUCCAGGCAGCUCCCGCCAGCCCUGGCCAAGUGCGCGCUCUCUCAACCUUGGCUUCAACCUUCCAACCUCACCCAGUCCAACCGCAACAACCUCCAGCUCAACCCUCGACACUCACCACCGUCUUCCUCCCACCCGUCUCCCCAUCUCUACUACGAGACUCCCAUAUCAAACCGGACUCUCCGCUAUUAAUAUCUAACCGGGAGAACUCGCUCCGUUCAACCCCUGCCACCUCCAAAAUGCCUACAGAUCUCUGCCCCGUCUACGCGCCCUUCUUCGGUGUUCUGGGCUGCACGUCCGCCAUCGUCUUCACAUGUUUCGGUGCUGCCUAUGGCACCGCCAAAGCGGGCGUCGGUGUCUGCGCAACUUCUGUCCUGCGGCCCGAUCUGAUUGUUAAAAAUAUCGUCCCCAUUGUCAUGGCUGGUAUCAUUGGUAUUUACGGAUUGGUCGUAUCAGUUCUCAUUGCCAAUGAUCUAAGGCCAAAUCUCCCACUAUACACUGGAUUCAUUCAGCUGGGUGCUGGGUUGUCCGUUGGUUUAGCUGGUUUGGCUGCUGGCUUUGCGAUUGGAAUCGUCGGAGAUGCGGGUAUCAGAGGAACAGCUCAACAAAACAGACUCUUCGUCGCCAUGAUCUUGAUUCUCAUUUUCGCUGAAGUUUUGGGUCUGUACGGUCUCAUCGUAGCUCUCCUGAUGAACUCCCGCGCCAAUCUCGAUGCUGUUUGUUAAACUCUUCAACAACACCCCCAUCAACCGCCAACUUUAAAACAGCCUGGGAACUGGCCCUCCUCAUGAACAAACUACCUUGUGUUCAAGGGAGUCCAGACCAACCCGGGAUUAUCGCAUCUAAUCGAAAAGUUCAUGACAACCAAAGUUUGGAUACAUAUAUCAUCAACCACAAUCAAUCAUAACAAUCAACCACAUCCGAGAAAUCAAUAAAACACUCCAAUAUCUUCUACCAUAUCAUACUCUUCUUUUAUCGUCCUUGCAACACCACAUGCUUUAUGUUUAUUUCCACCAUACCCCACCCCCCACCCCGGUCUGCGGUUAUUCCUGUUUUCUGUUUAUGUGAUCUUGCAUUUUUCAUUUUCACCCGAAGCUUCGGGAAGUGCUAGCUCAGUUUUGACUGUCUGUCUUGUCUGUUUGUGUCCGUAUUUAUGGGACAAUAUUAUACAUCUACAUAUUUUGUCUGGCUUGGCUCGUUCGUCAGGUUUUCGUGAACGAUGGUGAGGGGAUGGAUGUGGAAAACUGAAACAUGUAAUUGUAUAUCUUACAUAUCAUUUUUUUUUUGUCUUCAUCUUUUUCGAAUGGAUUUAUUUUAUGCGGAGGGGAAGCGGAAGGACAGGGUAGGAUUAUCAAUUAUUUGUUUUUUAAGAUGGCAACGUGUGGAGGGAAUGAAGCAUCGGUUUCCUAGUUCCGGUUUCCUGUUUUGACUUUUAGAGCUACAGACGCGGGCUUACAAUGGACGCAUCCUUGUAUUCCCGUAUCUUUUCCCUUUUUCCUGUUUACUUCUUUGUCUCUGUUUUCCCCCUUUUAUUUCCCCCACGGUAACUAUGUUUUUGCAUUUCCAGAGUAGUGGAGGGGGCUGGAGAGUUGCUGGAUGCGGGAUAUAAGGCCAUGAGGACAUGAUGUCCUUGGGUCCUUGGGUCAUUUUGGCAGCUCAGUGAAUAUAUUUGAAUCCUAUUCUCUCACUUUUUAUUGCCUUCUUCUCCUCUUUUGUUAUAUGUACUCGUUUUCUGUAUGGUUUAUUUAUUUCUCGGUUAUUUAUCAUCUUUACCAUUCAUUUGCUGCUUUAUUUCUUCAUGUCGGCCUUAUUUGUGUUUUCAAGAGAUGGAUUUGUUGGUGGAUGGAUGCAGUUUUAUGUGCAGAGCGAGUGACAUUAUUCUCCGAGGGCGCGAUUACAUGUAGCAAGCAGGUCUACCUUGUCGCAAAUCCAUAGAAUAGUUGGUGUGAAAUAGUACAAGUAACUAUGCUUAUUGUAAAGGAUAUAUUGAUUAAUGGAGAUAUGGAUAGUUCUGUAACAAGCACAAUUUUAUACUCAUAACGUUGGUUUCAUUCAAUAAGCCGUCUUAUCUUUGUAGGAUGGAAUUUCUCUC
This is a messenger RNA of Blastomyces gilchristii SLH14081, 2119 nucleotides long. Its product is annotated as V-type proton ATPase proteolipid subunit. Gene Ontology annotation, molecular function: proton-transporting ATPase activity, rotational mechanism. Gene Ontology annotation, biological process: proton transmembrane transport. Gene Ontology annotation, cellular component: proton-transporting V-type ATPase, V0 domain. Lineage: Eukaryota; Fungi; Ascomycota; Eurotiomycetes; Onygenales; Ajellomycetaceae. Bases 267 to 752 code for a protein of 161 amino acids. The transcript is spliced from 6 exons. The record is from RefSeq and is a predicted model, not a curated record.